CACACACACACACACACACACACACACACACACACACACACACACACACACACACACGCUCCGGUCGGGGGAAGCGCAGCACUCGAGUGAAUCUGCACAUAUAAGGACCUUCCUUUGGCUUUCAGACGCAGGAAUGGAGCAGGAUGAAAACAACGAGGACGCUGAGCUGGCCGCGGCGAUCAUGAAGAGACACUUCCGUCCGUCGCUGAUCAGGACCGAAGCCUGGGAAGGAUACGAGUUCGCAGACAUGGAGAUCAAAAUCACGGAGUCGACGGACUGUUACGGGGCCGUUCUGUGGCCCUCGGCCAUGGUGCUCUGUCACUUCCUCGACACGCACCGGGACCAGUACAACCUGACGGACACGAGCGUCAUCGAGCUGGGCGCCGGGACCGGCCUCGUUACCAUAGUAACCAGUCUGCUGGGUGCGAAGGUGACGUCCACGGACCUGCCGGACGUUCUGGGUAACCUGAGACACAACGUGAAGCGUAACACCCGAGGACGCUGCAGACACGAGCCGCUCGUGACCGAGCUGAGCUGGGGCCGCCGGCUGGACGAGCUCUUCCCGCGGGACGCCUGCCGCUUCGACUACAUCGUGGCCGCAGACGUGGUGUACGCUCACCCGUACCUGCAGGAGCUGAUGGACACCUUCUUACACCUGAGCUCGGACCACACCGUCAUCCUCUGGGCCAUGAGGUUCCGCCUGGACCCCGAGAACAGCUUCGUGGACGCCUUCGAGAAGCACUUUGUCCUGGAGGAACUCUACGACCUGCCCAGCCUGCGGAUCAAGCUGUACCGCGCUCAGAAGAGACGCGCUUGACCUGAGCUGAGAUGUUCUCUGAUGGAGUGCUGUGGAUUGUUCUGAUGACUCUCGUUCCGACGGCACCCAUUCACUUCCAUUGCUGAGACACGUUUCUCCAGAUCUGAAGACGACACGCACUCCUCCUGAUCUCGAAUGGACAGAGCGAGCACGGUUUCAGCAAGUUCUCAUCAUUAAUAUGUAAUAAUGCACCGCUGUUAUGAUCUGUGGAGAAGCACUGGAUUCAAGCUCUGGUCCAAAAGUGCGGCAGGUUCCACGAUCUACUGCAAACCCAUCAAGUCCUGCUUCCCUCACAUUUCUGCAGUGCAUGUAAAUGUAUGAUCUUUUUUCCAUUUUCAUGUUUUUCUUUUGAUACAGAAAUUUGAUGCACAUUACUUGGAAAUAAACAUGAAACAUUGGAACGAAAA
Molecule: messenger RNA, 1224 nt
Organism: Puntigrus tetrazona (Sumatra barb)
Lineage: Eukaryota; Metazoa; Chordata; Actinopteri; Cypriniformes; Cyprinidae
Gene: mettl21e
Product: methyltransferase like 21e
Exons: 5
Coding region: 134-817 (227 amino acids)
Biological process (GO): peptidyl-lysine methylation
Cellular component (GO): cytosol; cytoplasm
Molecular function (GO): protein-lysine N-methyltransferase activity
Source: RefSeq, a predicted model, not a curated record